This is a messenger RNA of Centruroides sculpturatus (bark scorpion), 1666 nucleotides long. RefSeq lists its product as uncharacterized. NCBI's taxonomy places the organism in Eukaryota, Metazoa, Arthropoda, Arachnida, Scorpiones, Buthidae. The transcript is spliced from 4 exons. The record is from RefSeq and is a predicted model, not a curated record. The coding region runs from base 379 to 1506 and encodes 375 amino acids.
AGAAUAAAUCGCAUAUUUUCUAGAGCGCUGACAUUCCGUGAAACGAAACGAUGUUAUAGAGGACCGACAAAAACGGACGUAUUCUCUUCCAAUCUUUUACUGCAUUUUGCUGCAUUUAUGGAUGGAUGUUCGCAACAAUCCCUAUUGAUCCAUCUCGCAUUCAAGGUCAUUGCUUUGUAUGACUCACGUCAUACCCACCAACGGAGACGCCUGACCCGCACCAAUGCGGGUACAGACGUCACUCCGCAAUCAGCUGGCAGUUCUUUUGUCUCUUAAAACCCAUAUAUACGAAUAUACGAACGUAACGGAGUUAUACGAACCAAAGGAGACUCCGUCACUUAUAUAUGCAAGACAUUUGUAAUAUAAUUUAGCUAAACAAUGGCCGUUGCACAAUCGGAAAUCAUCAACCUGCCUUGCCGGAUGGCCAAUCAUAUCCCCCAAUAUAGGGAGACGAAUAGUAACAAAAGCGACACUUGGAUUUUUGUUGCUCCCGUCGACGGCACGGUGGAUCGCCUGAAAGACCAGUUGCAGACAGCCCACAGCAACAUAGCUUUUCUUCAAGAGCAGCACUCGCAAAUGCUUAUCGGAUUGCACCAGGAAAUCGGAAGGUUGCAAAGGAAUACGCAAGAUCUUCAGAGGAAGUUAGAACUGAGCGAUUUGUUGGUGGAUGAAGAGCCCUUAAGGAAGAGGAUUUCCGAACUGGAACUGGAAGUGGCUCAUUGCUGUCAGCGGAGCGAUUUCCUGUCCAAAGAACUGGAAAACGCCAACAACGUAAUAGCGGCGCUGGACCGGAAGUUGAAGCUGCAGGAAUGGCAACACCAGAACGCCAUCGAAGAACAGAAGAAAAUCAUUUCGCGACUGGAAUACGAACUGGAACUUAAGUGCUCGAAGCUGGCCGAACUGAAUUCCAAACUGAACAACAACAACAAGAAACGAUCGUUUUUCCAGAAGAUGUCGUUUUCUACGCCCAGGCUACCUUCCGUUACUCUUCCUCCGUUCCCGAAAUCUAGAAUUUCGCUGGAUGGUGCCUCCGCCCGGUCGAGUCCAUCCCCAACGUACCAGGAGGCCAGAUCUUACUCCCUUCCAGAGAGCGGAAGGCUUCCAUCCAUUCAACUCUCGCAGUUUUCCGGAGAUUCGGAGUUUUCCAGAAGAUCCCAGUGCCAGUCUCUGUCGUCGUCCACUUUAUCCAACGAAAGCCUGUGCAACGGAUUCUACGAACCCAGGCUAUCUUCUCUAACCGACGACACUAGUCAAAAUGGCCCCCCGUCCAUAGAGAAGGUGGGCUCGAGUUACCCUCAACACGUCUCCAGCAUUGUACAGUUCCAGCCCACGAUUCAUUCCGUCGAGUUGAAAAACAGGCUACCCCAUCUUCAUUCCGGAUCGUCGCAGAGAUCUCACGUCAGGCGCCAGAUCAGGGUCCACCGAGAGGCUCAAGUGCCGGGUUUGAAACCGAACAAGUUAUUAAACCCACCGGAAGACGAGUGUAAGAACACUACUUACACAUAAAUGACGUCAUUUUAUACGGCCGGAUAAGUGCUUUGUACGCUCCGUGUUACCAAAUUAUAGGAUUAUUUAUGUACCGUACUUACUGUACAUUGUUUUUUUUUUGAAAUUGUUGUUCCGUUUGAAGAUCUCGAAUUAUUAAAAUUCCAAAGUAUAUAAUGUA